AUGGAGGACGCUAUUGUGUGUGUUUUCCACCAUGGAGGAAAGUUCAUUAAUGAUAGUACCCUAAAGUAUGAAGGGGAGACAACAACUUUGUCCUUUGACCCUGACAUGUGGAGUUUUUUUGUGGUUGUCAGUGUAGUGAAAAGUUUACGAUAUGAGAAUUUUAAAGAUUUAUGGUAUUGUUUAGGAGGGGGUUUAGUGUUGGAAAAUAGGUUGGAACAAUUGAUUGAUGACAGAGGUGCCAUGCAUAUGGCUAACUUAGCUAGGCUUAAUGGUGAAGUUCAUUUAUACGUUGUCCAUGUAGUUUCUGAUCUCGAAGUCAUUCAUAUGCUUGAAGACAUUACUAAUGAUGAAGGAGAAGUUGAAGGUAAUGGUACAGUACAAAAAGAGGGUGAAGAAGAUGGUGAUUCUGUUCAAGUAAAUGGUGAAGGUGAUGGUGACUUACAAGAGGUGAAUGUUUGUGAAGAAGAUGGUGACGGUGUUGAAGUAAUUGGUGUAGUUGAUGGUGACUUACAAGAGGUGAAUGUUUGUGAAGAAGAUGGUGACGGUGUUGAAGUAAAUGGUGUAGUUGAUGGUGACUUACAAGAGGUGAAUGUUUGUGAAGAAGAUGGUGACGGUGUUGAAGUAAAUGGUGUAGUUGAUGGUGACUUACAAGAGGUGAAUGUUUGUCAAGAAGAUGGUGACGGUGUUGAAGUAAAUGGUGUAGUUGAUGGUGACUUAGAAGACGUGAACGAGGGUGAAGAAGAUGGUGGUGCUGUUGAAGUAGAGGUUGAAGGUCAUGGUCACGUACAAGAGUUGCAUGAGGUUAAAGAAGAGCAAGAGUUGAAUGUGUGUGAAGGAGUUGUGGAGGAUGAAGUUUAUCUUUGUAGUUGGAGUACAUCUACUGAAGAAGGUCUAAGAUACAGGUCUAAGAUACAAUCAUUUUCAGGACCAAUUUGUGCAAAGAUCCAGGCCAGAUUUACAAAGGAAUCCCAAGCAACCAAGAACUGGAUACCUAGCUGGUCAGCACACAAACUCUUUGAAGUAAGACACGUCUCCCAAAGUGGAGAAAAAUUUGUUGUAAACAUAGACGAGUUCUCAUGCUCGUGCAGGAGAUGGAGCAUCACAGGAAUUCCAUGUUGUCACUCUCUAGCCGCAAUGAAGUUUCUUAAUAUUGAUGGCCAACAGUUCAUUCCGGCUUGCUUUCUAAAGUCCACCUAUGAAGAAACCUAUGCAUCAAUCGUAUAUCCCAUCAACGGAAACAACAUGUGGGACCUAACACCAUAUCCGGAUGUCAUGCCUCCUAGGAAAAAGGUUAUGCCUGGAAGACCUAAAAGGAAAAGAAGACUGGAGCAGUUGGAGAUCAGAAAGGAUGAUUCACGAGUGAGCAAGGGUGGUUUGCGGAAGAGAUGCGGGCUAUGUAGGGAGGUUGGACACAACAGGAGUCGUUGCCCCAAAGCAACCCAAGAACCAAUCAUGCCAUCAUCACAGUUAUCUGAAGUUUGUAUGAAUGACCAGGAAGCUCAACUAUAG
Messenger RNA from Vigna angularis (adzuki bean), 1509 nucleotides. RefSeq lists its product as uncharacterized. Gene Ontology annotation, molecular function: zinc ion binding. The transcript has 3 exons. Bases 1 to 1509 code for a protein of 502 amino acids. The record is from RefSeq and is a predicted model, not a curated record. Lineage: Eukaryota; Viridiplantae; Streptophyta; Magnoliopsida; Fabales; Fabaceae.